AUGGAUCCUCUUUCUUCAGCGGCGAGUGUUAUCGCGGUCAUUCAACUGACAGGAAGCCUCGUGAAGCUUUGCGGAGGCUACAUUCAAGAGGUGAAAGAUGCGCGGCACGAAAUUUCCACCUUGCAACAGGCGAUUACAGGCCUCCAAGGGACACUCCAAGACCUGCAUAAAUUCCUUCAAAGCAACGAAGGAAAGGUUCUACCGACCGCCUCACGACUAGUCAGCAAUAUCACCGAUUGCCUCUCCGACCUCCGAGCCUUAGAAGCGAGACUUGAUCCGGGAAAGAAAAAGAAGCUGAUGAGGAAAGUAGGAUUGCGAGCCUUAAGGUGGCCCCUGAAGCGCGCAGAGAUGGAAGGCGUUAUUCAGAACCUCGAGAGACAUAAAUCUUCAUUCCUCUUGUCUUUACAGGUGGAUCAGACUGCUCUCAUGGUCAGCGUCGCUCAGGAUAUGGAUCUUGUGAAGUUGGAAGGUGCGAUAGAGGCAGGUUUUGAGUCAUUCUCCGAUCGAGACGAAGUCCAAUGUCUCCAAGGCACUCGGACCGAGCUCCUCCAGCAGAUAAUGGAAUGGGCUAUGUCGCCGUCCCAAAAAUGCAUUUUCUGGUUAAAGGGAAUGGCUGGGACAGGAAAAUCCACAGUAUCUCGGACUGUGGCAAGGUUGCUCAAGGACACCAAUUAUCUAGGUGCCAGCUUCUUCUUUAAGAGGGGUGAAGGAGACCGAGGGAACGCGAAGAAGUUUUUUCCUACACUAACAAGGCAACUGAUGCUCAGGAUUUCUGAGCUGAGGUCUGGCGUGCAAAAGGCACUCCGAGAUGACCCUGACAUUGCAUCAAAGUCGCUCAGGGAGCAGUUUGAGAAACUGCUCCUUCAACCGCUGCUCAACCUUGACCAACUUGGUCGACAACCUCAAACCGCUAUGAUAGUGAUCGACGCCUUGGACGAGUGUGAACAUGAUCAAGAUGUCCGAAACAUAAUUCGAUUACUGCCUCUUCUCCAGCAGGCAAAAGCGGUUCGCCUUCGGAUCUUCUUGACUAAAAUUGGUCACUAUGUCCGUUCCAUUGUUUAUUUCGGCUGCAACCGUAUGCCGUUACAUCGAAAAUUCAAAGUGGAACCCAAAUUGCGCCUUGCAGAGCUUCUUACGGACCAAGCUAAAUACGUGUCGAGAAUGGACAAGACAUACCUGCCAAUUCUGACGCGACUUCUUGGCGAUCAAGAGUGUGAUGAAUCGGAGCAGAAGCAGCUCCUGAACGAGUUCCAGGAAAUAGUCGGUGUCAUCAUCCUUCUUGCUGUUCCGCUUUCUAUUAAUUCACUGUCAAUGUUUCUUGGGAUAGGAACAGGCCAGAUCAGCAAUCGAUUGGAUUCAUUCCGCUCUGUUUUGAGUAUUCCCGGUGACCGAGAUCGGCCCGUUCGGAUUCUACAUCUAUCAUUUCGGGAUUUUUUAGUCCGGUCGAACAGCAAAUUUUUUGUGGAUGAGCGAAGGAAGCACAAAGAAAUUGCUCACUGCUGUCUCAAAACCAUGCAACGUCAUCUAAGGAAAGAUAUCUGCAAUCUCGCAAAUCCUGGGGCGUUACUCUUGUCGCUACUGGAUACACCAUCUCGAGCAAAGUCAGGAUCUAUCUUCCGGAUAGAAGAUGUGCUACUAUUCCUCCGGAGGCAUUUUCUGCAUUGGCUAGAGGCGAUGAGUCUGCUAGGUCUUAUAUCGGAGGUAGUGGGUAUGCUUGAUCUCCUCCACAUGGGCGACGAAAAUUCUGUAUUGUCGGAUUUUCUGCGUGAUGGAAGGCGCUUUGUUCUGAAAAAUCACCAAAUCGCCGGUGAAGCACCACUUCAAAUUUAUUGCGCAGGGCUAGUGUUUGCACCUCGAACGACAAUGAUUCGUAGAGAGUUCAAGUCGGAGCUUCCAAGUUGGAUACGCCAGUUCCCGCAAAUUAAUGAAAAAUGGAGUGCAGAAUUACAGACCCUCGAGGGCCAUUCGGGCAGGGUUUACUCGGUGGCCUUCUCGCCCGACGGCCGGCUGCUGGCGUCUGGCUCUGACGAUCAGACAGUGCGGCUCUGGGACACGGCGACGGGCAGCCUACAGCAGACUCUCGAGGGCCAUUCGGGCAGGGUUUACUCAGUGGCCUUCUCGCCCGACGGCCGGCUGCUGGCGUCCGGCCCUCACGAUCAGACAGUACGGCUCUGGGACCCGGCGACGGGCGGCCUACAGCAGACUCUCGAGGGCCAUUCGGGCUGGGUGAACUCGGUGGCCUUCUCGCCCGACGGCCGGCUGCUAGCGUCUGGCUCUAACGAUCAGACCGUGCGGCUCUGGGACACGGCGACGGGCAGCCUACAGCAGACUCUCGAGGGCCAUUCGGGCAGGGUUUACUCAGUGGCCUUCUCGCCCGACGGCCGGCUGCUAGCGUCCGGCUCUAACGAUCAGACCGUGCGGCUCUGGGACACGGCGACGGGCAGCCUACAGCAGACUCUCGAGGGCCAUUCGGGCUGGGUUCACUCGGUGGCCUUCUCGCCCGACGGCCGGCUGCUAGCGUCUGGCUCUAACGAUCAGACCGUGCGGCUCUGGGACACGGCGACGGGUGGCCUACAGCAGACUCUCGAGGGCCAUUCGGGCUGGGUGAACUCGGUGGCCUUCUCGCCCGACGGCCGGCUGCUGGCGUCUGGCUCUGACGAUCAGACAGUGCGGCUCUGGGACACGGCGACGGGCAGCCUGCAGCAGACUCUCGAGGGCUAUUCGGGCAGGGUUUACUCGGUGGCCUUCUCGCCCGACGGCCGGCUGCUAGCGUCUGGCUCUCACGAUCAGACCGUGCGGCUCUGGGACACGGCGACGGGCGGCCUACAGCAGACUCUCGAGGGCUAUUCGGGCAGGGUUUACUCGGUAGCCUUCUCGCCCGACGGCCGGCUGCUAGCGUCCGGCUCUGACGAUCAGACCGUGCGGCUCUGGGACCCGGCGACGGGCGGCCUGCAAGAGACCUUGACCACUAAGGGAAUCGUCAACGAACUCGACUUUUCUCAAGAGGGUUCAUAUCUAAUCACCAACUUAGGCACCCUCGAUGUUCAAUCCGGGCACGAAAAUCUUGCCUCUAAUUCAACCCAUAAGAGUCGGGCGAUCUUCAUUAAGCAAGGACGGUGGAUCAACAUGAACGGCAAAAAUGUACUCUGGCUUCCUCCUGACUUUCGGCCUACGUGUUCCGCGAUUAGUGGGGAUUCACUUGCCUUAGGACACGAAUCAGGACGGGUUUCUUUCCUAAGAUUUCGUCUAUAG
Penicillium oxalicum is the source of this 3252-nucleotide messenger RNA. RefSeq lists its product as uncharacterized. The transcript is spliced from 5 exons. The record is from RefSeq and is a predicted model, not a curated record. Gene Ontology annotation, cellular component: nucleolus. NCBI's taxonomy places the organism in Eukaryota, Fungi, Ascomycota, Eurotiomycetes, Eurotiales, Aspergillaceae. Gene Ontology annotation, molecular function: protein binding. Gene Ontology annotation, biological process: ribosomal large subunit assembly. Bases 1 to 3252 code for a protein of 1083 amino acids.